Messenger RNA from Neltuma alba, 2170 nucleotides. RefSeq lists its product as uncharacterized. The coding region runs from base 358 to 2061 and encodes 567 amino acids. The record is from RefSeq and is a predicted model, not a curated record. The transcript has 9 exons. Lineage: Eukaryota; Viridiplantae; Streptophyta; Magnoliopsida; Fabales; Fabaceae.
GGAUAGUAGGGGUCGGAGUUACGGGACUGGUCAAUGACAACACAGCCCUCUAUUUUUUAUUCCUUCUUCGCGCUCUCUCUCCUCCCCUUCUCUCUCCUUCGCCUGUGACAUUGUUACUUUUUGGCCCCAAAUAUCUUUAUGAUUGAUUUUGGCUGAGUUUCCGUUUUCCUUCUCUUCUUUUGUUACCUUCUUGCAGCGCACGCCUCCUCCCCGGUCUUCAAAACUCUUAUUUUUAGUAAUUUUCCUUUUCUUUCCUCUACUCUUUGAAGUUUGAACCCAAUUUAUUUUGUAGAACUGUACUCGAAACUUCAUUCAAAUUCCAGUUUUGUGCUGGUAACGUCUUCAUGAUUCUUUAGCAUGGACUUUCCUGGCCAUUUGAAUGGUUGGAUGAAGGUUGCCUACGUGGUGUUAGCGUUCUGCUCUGCUUUUGUUUGCGGCGCUAUAAAAGGCUUGCUUGUGGGUCCUAUCGCUGCUCUGUUCCUGAUUAUAGGGAAUGUAAGCGUAAUUUUGGGGCUGUUCCCUGCACAUGUGGCCUGGACGGUUUAUACCCUUCUGAAGAUCAAUAUUUUUGAUGCCGCUAUGAAAGUUGCUAUUUUGUUUGCUUUGCCUGCGUUAUUUGGUUUAUGGUUGGGUCUAGGCAUAGCGGGAAGCGUUCUUGUCGGGGUAGGAUAUGGCUUCUUCACCCCAUGGGUUUCCACUUUCGAGGCCUUUCGACAUGAUCGCGAGUCCAAGAAGUUUUUGCACUCUUUUGUGGACGGUACCUGGGGAACUAUCAAAGGGAGUUGCACUGUAGUUAGAGAUUUUGCAGAUAUGUGUUACCAUUCGUACUCAAGUUACUUGAAGGAAUUACGUGAGUCACCUGCUUCUGACGAGCUUCAAAGGCUAAGGCUAAUUCAUGUUCCUGCCUGUAUCAUCGUGGGAAUAAUGGGGCUAAUUGUUGAGAUUCCUCUUUUUACUGCAAUUGCCCUUGUAAAGAGUCCAUACAUGUUGUUCAAAGGCUGGUUCCGACUGAUUCAGGAUUUAAUUAGUAGAGAAGGCCCAUUUCUUGAAACUGCUUGUAUCCCAAUUGCUGGACUGACCAUACUGAUGUGGCCACUCGCUGUCGUUGCGAGCGUUUUGAUGGCUAUUUUCUCCAGCUUUUUUAUUGGACUUUAUGCAUCUGUUAUUGUAUUUCAGGAGAGAUCCUUUCGUAGAGGUGUAGCCUAUGUGAUUGCAAUGGUUGCUGAGUUCGAUGAAUACACAAACGACUGGCUCUAUCUUCGUGAGGGAACUUUCUUUCCAAAGCCCCGGUACCGAAAGAAAUGGGUUGCGCAUUCAUCAGAGUUUUCUGUAAAAGGUAAUAGUGUAGCUAGUGGCAUGUCAGUUCCCACUACGGAUUCACCUGCAAUGUUUAUGCCAAACUUAACUCCUUCAAGAUCAGUUAGAGAGGCUAUUCAUGAAGUGAAAAUGGUGCAGAUAUGGGACCAUAUGAUGAGGAGUUGUGAGAUGAGAGGCAAGGAAUUGCUGGAUGCAAAUGUACUGACAGAUGUUGACCUUUAUGAGUGGUUGAAGGGCAGGAACAGCAAUGAAGCUGCCAUCGUUGGAGUUGGCUUGCCAUGUUAUUCAUUUCUGCAAACCAUUCUGUCCUCCAUCAAAUCCAACUCAAAUGGCCUAUUGCUAAUAGAUGGUCUAGAGAUAACUCAUUUGAACAGACCCAAGGACAAACUAUUGGAUUGGUUCUUCAAUCCAAUAAUGGUUCUGAAGGAACAGAUUAGCGUCAUAAAAUUGGAGGAGGGUGAAGUUAGAUACUUGGAGAAAGUAGUUCUGUUUGGAAGCAACGCACGACGCAUGGAGGCUUGGGAUAACGGUGGUUUAGUGCUUCAGGAUCCUCUCAGAGCUGCCCAGAUCCAGGGAAUUAGCAGAAGGAUGAUUGGAAUGAUAAAGAGUGUGUCGAGGUUUCCAACUUACAGGAGGAGAUUUCACCAAAUCGUGAAGGCUUUGCUUGUUCAUUAUGUGGAUCGGGACAUAUCUUUACGAUCCGGCAGUUUUAUAGUAUCGAACACCUCAGAUGAAAAUGUUUAGGAUAGCCAAGUAUUGGUUUUUUUUUUUUUUUUUCCUUCCCUCCAUUAAUGGAUUGCUGUAUAUAUGCCUUUAGGUCCUCAAGUGCUGUAGAGCCAAUUCCUUUUUCGUA